GCCAAACGCCUCCAAUGGCAAGUAACCUCGGCAACGUCACUUUUUGUAAACAAACAAAACUUGAUCGGAAAUACGAAAUAUCUUUUGGUAGUGACUGUGACGCAAAGCAACACGUACCGCUUUAUUAAUCUAAGCACGUACCUACCUACCACUGAAUAAAUCUUACUGAAAAUGAAUGAUUCCUUUAAUUCUAAUGUACCAGAACCCAAAAAAGUUGGUGUCUGGGCCGAGGGCACCCACAUAGAAGCAAAAGAGUACAUAAUUCCAAAAAAAUCACCUGACUCCAGCGAUGAUAUCCCCACAAUACCAGAUUUAGACGAUUUACAGGACAUUCUAGAAAAGGAAAUAUCAAUGCCGCCUGCGACUGACCGCAAAGACACCGACACAGUGAACACUUUAGCAGAAGUGGGCGGAGGCCUGAGUGCAUCUGUAGACAGUGUGGAUUCAGCAUUAGAGAUACUAAAAUCUUACAUACCUCAAGUGGAUAUGGAUUCUGCAGACUCAGUGUGGACUGUGGAUUCACUGCUCACUCAACUAGCUGAGGAAAUUCAACCUGUAGUUUUGUAAUUAACCACUCUUGAACACUUAGGAUAAACAUUAUGAUUUGUAAAACAAUUCACAGCUUGCAACAUUAAUUAAGUGCAAUUUAGAUUUAUUUAUUCAAUUUAUAGAAU
Messenger RNA from Ostrinia furnacalis (Asian corn borer), 674 nucleotides. Its product is annotated as intraflagellar transport 43. Gene Ontology annotation, cellular component: intraciliary transport particle A. The record is from RefSeq and is a predicted model, not a curated record. Bases 172 to 567 code for a protein of 131 amino acids. NCBI's taxonomy places the organism in Eukaryota, Metazoa, Arthropoda, Insecta, Lepidoptera, Crambidae. The transcript is spliced from 3 exons.